AUGAGAAGCAAAUACUGUUUGCUCACCACUUUGUUGCAGGGCCUAUCGUGCGUGUUAGUCCAAACGAAGUACACAUCCAAGAUCCAAGAUCCCACCUUCUACGAUACCCUGUAUGCGCAGUCUCGCCACUCGGACAAGCUGAAGCAUCUCGAGCACCGCUUCAACAAUGAGAUGUCCUCGUUUGCUACUGCUGAGCACAGUCUUCAUCGUCUGCGUCGUAGCGCGCUCAACCCCUUCUUCUCUAAACGUAAGAUUACUCAGUACUCGCCUCACGUCCAGAGUCAUAUGGAUCGUCUCUGCAAUCGCAUCGAUUCCGGAUUCGUCGCCAACGGGAAGACGAUGAAUCUGAAUAACAUGUGGGGUGCGUUCACCUCGGAUAUCGUGGUCGGAUAUUGUCUCGAGAAGCCGUAUGACUUCAUCCUGAACCCCGACUUUCGCGCUCGAUUCUCCGACGCCAUGGUUGAUCUUCUCGACCCUGUUCACUUCAUCACGCAAUUCCCAUGGAUGAUCAGAUCCCUGAAGCUGCUCCCAGACUGGCUCGUCGUGCUCCUGUCGCCGCCAAUGCGCUCUGUCAUGACCUUCAACAAAGAGAUGGAGACGCAAAUUCAGCACGCCAAAGCCGUACACGCCUCUGGAGAAAAGACAAUGGCCAUCCCAUCUCUUUUCACGGCUCUCCUCGAGUCCGAUCUCCCGCCUAGCGAACUCUCCACCAAACGCCUGCAGCACGAAGCCAUCUCCGUCAUCGGCGCAGGCAUCGAAACAACAAUGUACACGCUGUCGGCAUGCUCGUACCACCUUCUCGUCAAUCCCGUGACGCUGGCCAAUCUGUGCGCUGAACUCGAUGCAGCGAUUCCAGAGCCAAAUCACAUCCCGAAUCUCGACGCGUUGAUGCAGUUGCCGUACUUGACUGGCGUGGUCAACGAAGCUCUGAGAUUCGGCUACGGCACUCCUCAGCGCAUCCCUCGCCUCUCACCAACACCCAUGGUCUACCACACCCCCGAAGUAGACUACCAGCUCCCUGUAGGCACUAUCGUGAGCAUGGACCAUUACACCGCCUCUCAUGAUCCAAGCAUUUUCCCCAAUCCUUUCGCGUUCAUACCGGAGCGCUGGGCAAACGAUGCAAAGGCGCCAGAUGGAAAGGCGCUAACAAAGUACCUGAUUGCAUUUGGACGUGGAACGAGGAGCUGUGUGGGCAUGCAGCUUGCGUAUACGGAUUUGUACAUCGGCAUUGCGAGUUUCUUUCGGCGGUUUGAGUGCGCGCUGUUUGAGACUGGGCGCGACGCUGUUGAUCUGUAUCUUGAUAGCUUUGUUCCGCGCGCGAAGCCGGGGACGCAGGGAGUGAGGGUUGUUGUUCAGGGGAAGCGAUAG
Messenger RNA from Alternaria novae-zelandiae, 1368 nucleotides. RefSeq lists its product as uncharacterized. The transcript has 3 exons. The record is from RefSeq and is a predicted model, not a curated record. NCBI's taxonomy places the organism in Eukaryota, Fungi, Ascomycota, Dothideomycetes, Pleosporales, Pleosporaceae. Bases 1 to 1368 code for a protein of 455 amino acids. Gene Ontology annotation, molecular function: heme binding; oxidoreductase activity, acting on paired donors, with incorporation or reduction of molecular oxygen; monooxygenase activity.